UUGGAUUUAAUGUUACUUACGCCGCUUAACCUCUUUCACCGCCAUAAUCUGGAAUUUCAUACAUUUAUAAACCUUAAGUUAAAUUAAAAUGAAUAACUAACAUUUUUUAUUUUAUAAACUGUCAUAACGCUCGAUUCUUGUUUAUAUUUAAUGGUUGAAAUGAAGGAACUUGACACAGUAUCUCUAGUGAUGAAUUAAAAGUUUUAAUACAGCAUUAAAUAUUCAUAACAAUAUAUUCUUAUUUGCUUUCUCACCUAAUAAAGAUGUCGCAACCCAAAAAUGCUAACAUUCUACAGUGGACAAUAGAUUUGAAUUAUGCGAAUAAGAAGCGUUCUAGCUCUUUCAAAUGGAGUAUCAUCAAUGGGGCUCUGCUGUUAUUAUUCGUAUAUGAUCUGUCAUGCAAAUGUGAAGGGUACACAUCGGCCCUGCAUUACGUGGAGCUGGUGCUGGCGGGCGUGGCGGGCGCCAACCUGGCGCAGCACGUGCUGCGGCUGCUGCUGCGGCCGCGCGCGCCGCCGCGCCUCACGCCGCGCCAGCGCCGCCUGCUCGGCCUCGCGCACCGCGAUUCGCCGGUGCGAGCAGCGUCGCCCGAGCGGACAUUCAUAGAGCAGAGUUUGGAGUCGAGCGCGGAGGAGGACGCGCUGUGCCUGUCGCAGUCGCCGCGCGCCUGGCGCUCCGCCUCCGCCUGCCCCGCGACCCCCGCGACCCCCGCGUCCCCCGCGUCCCCCGCCUCGCACCUCUCCCUCUCCUCGCUCUCGUCCCUGUCGUCGUCCUCGCCGUCCUCGCCGCCGUCGCCGCCCGCGCUGCCCGCCCGCCGCCACGAGCGGCUCGACCGCGACGAGUUCAUUUCGGACCACGGCACGCUCGCCGAGUAUCUGAGGCAGUACGAGGAGCGCAGCCGGCUGCGGUGGCCGGCGGGCGCGGCGGCGGCGGCGGCGGCGGCGGCGGCGGCGGCGGCGGCGGCGGCGGCGGCGGGCGGCGGCGCGGCGGCCGCGGCCCGGCCCGCGGCGCCCGCGCCCGCCUACCACCUGGCCGCACUCGACACAGAGGGCGCGAGCGGCGGCGGCGGCGGCAAGGCGGAGGAGGCCGCGGGCGGCGGCGAGGCGGCGGUGCCGCACGCGCCGCACGUGUGGCGCCGCCUGCACCUCGACCCGCAGCAGCUCACGCAGUUCAACCUCAACCUGCGCCUGUGGAUCCACGCGACGAUCCUGCGGCGGCUGGUGCGCGAGCUGAACGCCGCCGACGCCGCGCUGGCCGCGCACGCGCCGCCGCACCAGCGCCUCGGACAGAUGAGCGUGGAGCAGCUGCGCAAGCUGGCGGCGGGCGGCGGCGCGCUGGGGGCGCAGCUGGCCGCGCUGCUGCCCUACCUCGAGCCCUUCGCCGACCAGCAGUACGUCGUGCAGCGCUACCACGAGCUGGCGCGCGGCGGCUGCCUGAGCGAGUACAAGUGGAACGGCGGCGGCGGCGAGUGGCACGAGGCGCGGCCCACGGACGCGGAGCUGGUGCUGCAGCUGGUGGCCGCGUACCUGGACGCGCAGCUGCCCGCCGCCGCCGCCGCCGCCGCCGCCGCCGCCCGGCCGUUCAGCGCCGCGCACGUGACCGCCGCGCCUGCACCGCCGCCGCGCGCGCCCGCCGCGCUGGCGCUGCACCGCGUGUCGCGCCGCCCGCCGCACUACGUGCUCGUGCUGGGCGACGACACGCUCGAGGUGGGCGGCGGCCGCAACAACCUGCUGCACGCGCUGCUGCUGCUGGUGGCGGCGUGCGCGCGCCGAGACCCGCCCGCGCUGCAGCGGCUGCACCUGGGGCCCGCCGGCCUCAACCUGCUCUGGGUCAUCGGCCGGUGACCGCCCGUUCACAUUUACACUCCGAACGUACACAAACAGUGUUGCUUUUGUACCUUGUAAAUAUUACCAGUGGCCAUAAUAAAAAUCAAUGUUGCA
Molecule: messenger RNA, 1940 nt
Organism: Galleria mellonella (greater wax moth)
Lineage: Eukaryota; Metazoa; Arthropoda; Insecta; Lepidoptera; Pyralidae
Product: transmembrane protein 209
Exons: 9
Coding region: 264-1844 (526 amino acids)
Cellular component (GO): membrane
Source: RefSeq, a predicted model, not a curated record